Messenger RNA from Aspergillus calidoustus, 1545 nucleotides. NCBI's taxonomy places the organism in Eukaryota, Fungi, Ascomycota, Eurotiomycetes, Eurotiales, Aspergillaceae. The record is from the annotation of a GenBank genome assembly.
AGGGGAUUCAAUACGGAGUACAAAUGAUAGGCAGAUCAUGGUCUGUGUGCCUCUUCCCCCGGAUGGGUAGCCUCGGAAAACCACGGGGUUCCGGACCAGGCACCUUCGCAUCUUCCUCGGGACGCUUUGCGGUUGAUUACGUUCGGCUGGUCGGCCGUCCAUACCUUCUUGCUCCGCAACUCUCUCCGGAGACUGGAAUCUCUACGCAACCUAUUCUUUUACUUACCGUACUUAUACUCUAGAUCCCAACUAUAAUCAGUGUGCUCUUGAAGCAAUUAUCGUUAUCUUUUUCGUCCCUUCAAUUUGUCCCCAGCUUUCGCGAUGAGCAUGUCUUGUAGCUUGGGCCCCCUCAUGCGGAGGAGUGUCGCGUCCGGCAGUUUGUGCCACUCGAUCGGCCGGCUCUCACAAUCAACACACCGCGCCUUUUCGACGAGUCUGCGACGUGAAGAUACAUGGGGUUUCAUCGGGUUAGGGCAAAUGGGCUAUAACAUGGCCAAGAACCUACAUGCCAAGAUUCCCUCGACCGAUACACUCAUAAUCCGUGACGUGAAUGAAGAAUCAACUGCACGCUUCAUUAAAGAAGCCCGUGAGACUGCCAAGAGCACUGGCGCUACUGAUGUCCUGCCGAAGGUUGUGGUAGCUCAGAAUGCAAGGGAAAUUGCGGAGAAGUCGAGCGUGAUUAUCACUAGCCUUCCGGAACCGCAGCACGUCAAGGACGUUUUCCAUUCUAUGCUUCGACAAGGGCCUUUGCCUGCUUUGGACAAAGAACGCAUAUUUAUCGACACGUCGACGAUUGACCCGGCUUCUUCCAAGGAAAUUGCAAAUGCCAUCCAUACAACCUGCCAAGGGCGCUUUGUCGAUGCGCCAGUCUCUGGUGGAGUUGUGGGAGCUCGAGCUGGAACCUUAUCCUUCAUGUUUGGAGCCUCCUCUCGCACCGGUGAGCUUGUGGAGCGGGUAAAGCCCAUUCUGCUUCUGAUGGGAAAGAAGGCGUGGCAUAUGGGUGCGGCGGGGACCGGUGUCUCAGCCAAGCUCGCCAACAACUACAUCUUAGCUAUCAAUAAUAUCGCCACCGCUGAAGCUAUGAACCUUGGUAUGCGCUGGGGUCUCGACCCGAAGGUUCUGGCCGAUAUGAUCAAUACAUCCACUGGCCGAUGCUGGCCAAUGGAAGUCAACAAUCCUGUCCCCGGCGUCGUUGACGGAGCACCAGCUUCGAGAGACUACGAGGGCGGAUUCGGGGUUAGUCUCAUGAAUAAGGACCUAAGACUAGCCCUCACAGCAGCGAAGGAGUCUGGAACGCCCUUGGCCUUGGCAGAGGUUGCUCGCGUUCUAUAUACCGUUGUCGAAGCAGAACAUCGUGGGAAGGACUUCUCGGUGGUGUACAAGUGGCUGCGGGAUCAGUCACAACCGCAAUGAUGGCACAAUAGGAUCAUCUACUCGUUUUCAGGGACCUCAGCGACGCUUACACUAGACUCCCGUAGGUGUACUUCCUAGCAUGCUUUAUGCAGCCGCAUCUUACCUUGUAUAUGAUGCCUUCUAUUGCCGAGC